Molecule: messenger RNA, 2089 nt
Organism: Diceros bicornis minor
Lineage: Eukaryota; Metazoa; Chordata; Mammalia; Perissodactyla; Rhinocerotidae
Gene: ISY1
Product: ISY1 splicing factor homolog
Exons: 11
Coding region: 562-1419 (285 amino acids)
Biological process (GO): mRNA 3'-splice site recognition; generation of catalytic spliceosome for second transesterification step
Cellular component (GO): catalytic step 2 spliceosome; Prp19 complex; post-spliceosomal complex
Source: RefSeq, a predicted model, not a curated record
CCCCAGGCCGUGGUGAGGACUCAGUCCUUUCAGAGGCAUGAGCGCGAGCAACUUCCAAAGGGCAUGUCUGCUCUCACAGAAGAACCCAACAGGGAGCCGGUGGGACCCAUAUGUAGAGUAGCAACCAUUACCCCACACACCCUUACACACAGACGCAGUCGGCGUCGCCGGCUUCCGCAGUACCAACAGCUAACGCGAGCAAUUUCGCGAUUGUUAUCGCGAGAGCAAAACCAGCUGCCCGGGGCUGGGCCGAGUCAGGGACAUGUCAGUCCCACUACGCAAGCGCAAUUUUGCCAAUGUACGAGCGCAUUGGUGCGACAUCCAGACGCCAAGCGAAGGCCGACUGCAGGAGUGCGCCUGCAUUUCCUCCCCUUACUUCGGCCAAUUCUCAGUUUCAUUUCCGGUCUCCCAUUUCCGGUCCUUUCAUUUAUCCUUCCGACAGAAAAAUCGGUGGUGUGGUCAGUUGGAAUCUUCGGUUCCCGUGAAGUCGGCCUGGCCUGAGGCCGUGAAGCUCACUGGGCUGGGGCCGCGCGGCCCCAGGGCGGCGCCCUCCCUCGCACCAUGGCCCGAAACGCAGAAAAGGCCAUGACGGCCUUAGCAAGAUUUCGUCAAGCUCAGCUGGAAGAGGGAAAAGUGAAGGAACGAAGACCCUUUCUUGCCUCAGAAUGUACUGAGUUGCCCAAAGCUGAGAAGUGGAGACGACAGAUAAUUGGAGAGAUCUCUAAAAAAGUGGCUCAGAUUCAGAAUGCUGGUUUAGGUGAAUUCCGAAUUCGUGACCUGAAUGAUGAAAUUAACAAACUGCUAAGAGAGAAAGGACACUGGGAGGUCCGGAUCAAGGAGCUAGGCGGUCCUGAUUAUGGAAAAAUUGGCCCUAAAAUGCUGGAUCACGAAGGGAAAGAAGUGCCGGGAAAUCGAGGUUACAAGUACUUUGGAGCAGCAAAAGAUUUGCCUGGUGUUAGAGAGCUAUUUGAAAAAGAACCUCUUCCUCCUCCAAGAAAGACUCGUGCUGAGCUCAUGAAGGCGAUCGAUUUUGAAUACUAUGGUUAUCUAGAUGAAGACGAUGGCGUUAUUGUACCUUUGGAACAAGAAUAUGAAAAGAAACUCAGAGCUGAAUUAGUGGGAAAGUGGAAAGCAGAGCGAGAGGCCCGGCUGGCAAGAGGAGAAAAGGAGGAGCAGGAGGAAGAGGAGGAAGAGACCAACAUCUAUGCUGUUACCGAGGACGAGUCUGAUGAGGAAGGCAGCCAGGAGAAAGGAGGGGAAGACGGGCAGCAGAAGUUCAUCGCUCACGUCCCGGUGCCGUCUCAGCAGGAGAUCGAAGAGGCACUUGUUCGAAGGAAGAAGAUGGAACUCCUCCAGAAGUAUGCAAGUGAGACCCUGCAGGCCCAGAGUGAAGAGGCCAAAAGACUCCUGGGAUAUUAGGGCCAAGCUGGGACACUCCUUGGGGUCUGGAAAACUGCCGGGAGUUCUUCAUCCCCCAUUGGCACUUGCGUUAACUCACAGGGCUCUGCCACCCGGGGACUGCAGAUGGGCAGGCCUGCUCCGCGAGGCUUCCUGCUGCUUCCUACCAUUCAUUCUUCUCUUACCUUUUCUUACCUCAUCUUCCGAUCUGAGGGAAGGGUCUGCCCUGUGCCGCCCUGGCAGACUGUAUACGCACCAAACACUUCAGCCGUUGCCUUGGUACAAAUGUUUGCCUCCUGUAUGAACUCACUUAUUUUUCUCCUGAGUGUGUAAAACAGGCUGCUAACUGGCUGCCUGUCAGUGUUUUAUUUAGCCCUCUACUGUCAUUUGGUGGGCAAGGCGAUCAAUUGGUGACUACCAUUAAAAAUUUGCAGUUUUUCCUAAAAAGACAGGAUUGUAACGCCUCUUGAAAAAUCAGAAAAUUUGUCAACCCUGAGCCCACAUCCCACAUAUCAACAGCUAGCCAGAGCUGUCCCUUUUGGGCUGGGCAUCACUCCCAGUUCUCCAUGGCCCACUCAGCCUGCCUCACUCCGUCCUUCCUGAGUGGCAGGAAUUUGAGUUUGCUACUUCUGUUUUAUAACUGGUUCUGCAGAACGCUGUUUUUAUUAAAGAUUUUUAUGUGAAAGGGAAA